Messenger RNA from Micromonas pusilla CCMP1545, 1771 nucleotides. RefSeq lists its product as uncharacterized. The annotation marks the transcript as partial. Lineage: Eukaryota; Viridiplantae; Chlorophyta; Mamiellophyceae; Mamiellales; Mamiellaceae. The record is from RefSeq and is a predicted model, not a curated record. The transcript has 3 exons.
CACUCGCGCGGUGACCCACCUCGCGCGCGAUUCCCGCACGCGCACGAGGUUUCCUUAAGGGGUUCACCUCUCAUUCAGUGGAAGGCGGGAAGAAAAACCCGCACGGACGGGCGGGCGCUUUCGCAUCCCGACGCCCGGCGGGCACGCCUAAAACGCGAAGCGAUUCCGUCGAAAACGAACGCGCUUUUUCGCGACCGCGAGAUGACGGCGACGAAGGCAGCCGCGGCGGCGGCGAAAGAGCGAAAACCCGCGCAGGCGGGCGGCGCGAAGACGCGAAAGGGGCCCGCGCGAGAUAAGAUGGCCCGGCUCGAGCGAGCCCUGGGCACGUCCGCGGCGGCGGAACCGGUCGUGAGCCCUUUCCUGAAUACGAUGCCGCAGGGAAACAACAAACGGGUCGUCGGCUUCGCGGAGCCGCUCCCUCACGUCUCGGGCGGCGUGAACGCGCACGCGCACGGCGGCGCGCCGGGAAUUUCACCCAGAGGCGUCGGAAUCCCAGGGGUUCCGCACGCGGGGCCGUUCGACGCGUCGCACGCGCGGCCGUGGGGCGCGAUGCCGUUGGCGCAAAAUAUCCCACUUCACCCGCCGGCGCCCGCGCCGAAUUCUUCGCUCGCGCGAAACCUGGGGGCAAACGCGCAAGCGUGGACGGACGCGAUGAAUUUCGGAAAGAGCGCCCCCGCGAGCGACAGCGAGAGCGACCGCGAGAUGGAAAGCCUGACGCGGAUCAACUUGCGAGAUUCAGAUUACACACACAACACGGACGUGUCCGCGCACGGCGCGUGGCCGCUCCCGGGGGUCCCCGCGGCGACGACGACGACGACGCGCGCGGGGCCGGCGGCGGUCGCCGCCGGGGGCAAAUCGCCGCGAUCGCAUUUGCGUCAUCACGCGAGGACCGCUACUACAGUGUCCACGCAGCCGAUGAACCCGCACUUCCCCGCGCCGAUCGUGGAUAAGACGUCGCGGUCGAUGCAUCAGGCGCUCUCGCCCGCGCUCGUAAACGCGGCGAGGAUGGUGAUGACGCAUCAACAGGCGGCGUUCGCCGCGCAGCUCGCCGAGCUUCAUCGCAUCGUCGCCGCGCAGGCGGAGCUCGUGAAGCGCCGCGACGCCGGCGAGGGGCGGCAAGGAAGCGGGAGCGGCGACCCCCAAAGCGGAUCGGGCAGCGGGCUGAGCGCGGAGGAAGGGCAAGGGUCCGGGCUCGCGUCCGGCGGCGAGAGCGGUCGCGGCAGCGGGGGCGGCAGCGGGGGCGGAUCCGGGGGGGGCUCCGCCGAGCGCGGCGGGAGCGGUCGCGGCGGCGGGAGCGGGAGCGGCGGCGGGAGCGGCGCGGGGAGCGGCAAGGGCGACGGCGGCGGCAGAGGGGACAGCGGCGGCCUGGAUGAUAACAACACGCGGAGCGGGUCCGGGAGCGACGACCUCUCGGGCGCGAACCCGGCGCGGGGCGCGGCGCCGCCGACGAUCGCGGCGGGGUCGCCGUCGUCGCUCACCGCGAAGCAAGCCGCGAUGAAGGCGUUUGAGACGCAGCAGCACAAGUCCGAGCGCGCGUACGAGCGCGCGACGCGGCCGUGGCGAGAGGAAGGCGGCGGCGACCAUCUCCCGGCGUUAAGCGUCGGCGGGAAGGCGCCGACUGGAGCGGGCGCGACGGCGCCGGGUGCGCCCGGCGUCGGCGUCGGCGUCGCCGCGCAAAACGUUUCAUCGUUUCCGCAGCACGGCGCCGCGCCGCCGCCGCACGCGGCGCGGGUGAUGCAAGAGCAGUGGAUGGCGUACUACGCCGCGCAGU